UUUUCCCACUUCACUCUCAUCAUAUUAUUCUGCAUUCGACGAGUAACGGAAAUUUGUAAUCGAAUUCGGAUCGAAGAAUCAGAUCUCGCAAUGUUCGGGAAACAGCAGAAUCAUCAUCAUCAUCAUCAUCAUCAUCAUGCUUUCUCCAGACCCAUCAUAGCCAAAGCUCUAGUCUGCAUAGCUUUCUUCCUCCUCUUAAUCUCUCUAUUCGUCAUCCCCUGCAUCUUCCUUUCCUUCGACCGGCCCUCCUUUUCCUAUCCGAACCAAUCGGACCGGCCGGAGACGUCCUUCGUUGCCUCGCUGGAGCAAUUUUUGAUCCACAAGGCUCCGAAGCUCUCGUCACCGAUUAGGGUCGACACGGCGCGUGGCGAGAGUGAUGAUGAUGUGAGGAAGCUCGAUGAGAUAGUUUUUGAGAGGGAGAGUCGGUGGUUGAACGAAGAUCCGGGAUAUCCUAUCGGGUUUCCGAUUAAGGUUUACGUGUACGAGAUGCCGAAGAAGUUUACUUUCGAUCUUCUCUGGUUAUUUCACAAUACUUACAAAGAGACGUCGAAUGCUACCUCUAAUGGUAGCCCUGUACAUCGCCUAAUCGAGCAGCAUUCUAUUGAUUAUUGGCUCUGGGCUGAUCUGAUCUCUCCUGAAUCUGAAAGGCGUUUGAAAAGUGUCGUGAGGGUCCAUCACCAGCAGGACGCCGACUUUUUCUACGUUCCGUUUUUCACCACAAUCAGCUUUUUCUUGUUGGAGAAGCAGCAAUGCAAAGCACUCUAUAGGGAAGCUUUGAAGUGGGUCACUGAUCAGCCUGCUUGGAAGAGGUCGGAGGGAAGGGACCACAUAUUUCCUAUUCACCAUCCCUGGUCUUUCAAGUCCGUCCGCAAAUAUGUGAAAAACGCAAUCUGGCUGUUACCAGAUAUGGACUCCACUGGGAAUUGGUAUAAGCCUGGGCAAGUUUCGCUGGAGAAAGACCUAAUUCUUCCUUAUGUUCCCAAUGUUGAUAUUUGUGAUGCUAAGUGCUUGGCAGAAAGUGCACCAAUGAGGACCACGCUACUUUUUUUCCGAGGGCGGCUUAAGAGGAACGCUGGAGGUAAAAUACGUGCCAAGCUUGGUGCAGAACUAAGUGGUGUCAAAGAUGUUAUUAUCACUGAGGGGACGGCCGGAGAGGGAGGAAAAUUGGCAGCUCAGGGCGGCAUGCGUAGAUCUUUAUUCUGUUUGUGUCCUGCUGGUGACACACCAUCCUCGGCGAGAUUGUUUGAUGCCAUUGUCAGUGGCUGUAUACCUGUUAUAGUCAGUGACGAAUUGGAACUUCCAUUUGAAGGAAUACUUGAUUACAAAAAGGUUGCUGUGGUUGUUUCUUCUACUGAUGCAAUACAACCAGGGUGGCUUGUAAAUCAUCUGAGAAGCCUUAUACCCUUCCAAGUCAAGGAUUUCCAGAAUAGCCUUGCUCAUUACUCGCGGCAUUUCCUAUAUUCCAGCCCUGCUCAGCCAUUAGGUCCAGAGGACUUGACGUGGAGAAUGAUAGCUGGAAAGCUGGUGAACAUUAAGCUUCACACAAGGAGGACACGACGGGUGGUGAAAGGAUCUAGGAGUAUUUGCAGAUGCGAUUGCUGGAGACCUAACUCUACCGCCUACAAUUCUUUGAGUCCUCUCUUGUCUUAAAGACUAUACAAUCUAUGUAUGCUCCUAAUUAUCUUUGCAACCUAGCAAAAACAAUAGUUUUCAUAUUCGAUCUGCCAGACGUGAUCUUGAGUAUAAAUCGGGUCUUGCAUAUAACAUUGAUAUUCA
Molecule: messenger RNA, 1776 nt
Organism: Eutrema salsugineum
Lineage: Eukaryota; Viridiplantae; Streptophyta; Magnoliopsida; Brassicales; Brassicaceae
Product: probable arabinosyltransferase ARAD1
Exons: 9
Coding region: 91-1650 (519 amino acids)
Molecular function (GO): glycosyltransferase activity
Source: RefSeq, a predicted model, not a curated record